GCGGGUGUAUUGGCUGGCGCUGACGGACGUCGCCGUGGCGCUCGGCCGCAUCGGGCUGCAGAGGUACUCCGCCGCCUUUGACGCGGCGGGGUACCUCGACCUCGAGUCGCUCCAACGGAUGGACGCCUCGCAGCGGGCGGAGGUGGCCAAGGCGACGGGGAUGAAGCACGGACACGCGCGUAAGUUUGAGAAGUAUGGCCUCGACGCAAGCGCCCCGUCGUACUACGGCUACAGCCGGUGGAGCAACGACGCGGGAGCUUCUCUGCAGACGCUGCAGCUGCCGGGCAAGGCGCGCGCCCUUCAGCGCAGUGAUACCACGCGUCUCUCCGCCCCGCUGGCCGAUGGGCAAAGCUUGGCCGCCGCGGUCCCACACUCCCCGCCCUCGCGCUGCAAAGGUGUGGGCCGUCGCGCUCGACUGCCACCUGCUCGUGGCGGGCGGAGCCCUCUCGGCGGACGGCGAGGGAGGCCACAUCUGCGUGAUGCUCUUCGACGUCGCUCGCCUCGCCGCCGGCCGCGGCGCCGCCACCGCGCUGCGCACGCUGCGAGCGCAGUCGCACGCGCGCCAGUGGGGAGUGCGCUCGGUGGCGACGCACGGCGGCACCGCGGUCGUGGCGGGCGGCGACGACGGCGUUGUGCACGUGUGGACGCUGGCGGAGAAGGGGAAGGCCGAGGGAGAGAUGGAGAGCGGACGAGUGAGUGAGGUGUGAGCGACGGACGUGCGUCACAAGUAACAUCACACACCGUGUCGCGGGUGGGUUUCCUCAUACCGCGUACACGAUGGGAGACGGUGUUUG
Molecule: messenger RNA, 794 nt
Organism: Emiliania huxleyi CCMP1516
Lineage: Eukaryota; Haptophyta; Isochrysidales; Noelaerhabdaceae
Exons: 1
Coding region: 119-700 (193 amino acids)
Source: RefSeq, a predicted model, not a curated record